AUAAAUGCAUUUUUUAUUAAUUAUUGAGCUUAAUGAUAGUAAUUGUGAAUGAAAACAAGCCAAAUUAAUACUAACCUCCUACGGUAGUGCAGAAAGGUAGCAUUGGACAACAAAACGGAAUACCGGUAGACAGUAAAGGCGAUCAGAAGCGAUGGCUGCCAUACAACAAAUUAAUAAACUGACUGUCACAAAGUCGCCGCUGUUGCAGUUCUUCCGCUAUCGUGGCAAGAUAAAUAUACAGCGUCCCCAGCCGCCGCACUAUGAACGCGCACGUGUGAUGGCCGUCACCCAGCCAAGGUAUCUGGAGGAGCCAAAGACGCUAACCUGCUUUGAGAAGCGGGCGCAACGCAACCAGACACAGCUGGAGAAUCCUUACAAUGCAAUAAUUGCGCGCGAGGUGCGCAACUGGUUGGAUCAUUCGCAGCUGGUGGCCAUUUACCAUCUCAACUCGAUAACGGCGGACGAUAUCUUUCGUGUGCGCGUCCAGUUGCAUAAACAGAAUAUGCAUUUGAAGUCCUACGGCCGCAAGAUCAUAGCGCAAGCUGUGGCGGGCACCAACUAUGAAGCGAUAUUGCCGCUGUUCCACUCUAACCACUGCAUUGUGUUCUCGCCGGAUCAGCAGCGUGUCGCCUCUUUGCUGCGCAUCACACGCAAAGUGCCUCAAAUGGUGUUGCUGGGCGGCAUUGUGGAGAGCACGCUGUUAAGUCGCAAUCAGCUGAUGGAGUACGCACAGAUGCCAAAUCUGCAGACCAUGCAGGCGCAACUGGUGCAGACACUAAACAUGGCAGCGGGCAAUGUGGUGCAGCAGCUGCAGGCGCAUCAGUGUAAUCUAGUCCGUGCGUUGGACGUCCAUGCGAAGAGUGAGACGACGGAGCAACAGCAACAACAAGAGCCAGCCGAACAGACACCAGCGUAACUUUUGAUUGCACUUGGUUCCAACGGCCUGAAUCUGCUGGAAUGAUAGCGUCUGCUUGUCUGCACCUGGGCAUACUAGGAGCUUACUGUUGUCUGUU
This is a messenger RNA of Drosophila busckii, 1013 nucleotides long. It is a transcript of the gene mRpL10, whose product is annotated as 39S ribosomal protein L10, mitochondrial. The record is from RefSeq and is a predicted model, not a curated record. Gene Ontology annotation, biological process: translation. The transcript is spliced from 3 exons. Gene Ontology annotation, cellular component: mitochondrial large ribosomal subunit. Gene Ontology annotation, molecular function: structural constituent of ribosome. Bases 152 to 916 code for a protein of 254 amino acids. Lineage: Eukaryota; Metazoa; Arthropoda; Insecta; Diptera; Drosophilidae.